AUGAUGAGAUUAAUUAAGGAAGACCCUGAAAAGCCUCCCCCAACUGCGAAAGAAUGCCAAACUCCGUGGGCAUCGAUCUACCUUGCCGGUGCUUGCUCAUUCGUUCAAGCGGUUCAGUUUGGCAUCUUCACCAGUUCAAUGUGGCCUUACCUGAGGAAGCUCAACCCAGAAGCUAUAGAAACUGAGUUCGGUUAUAUUUUGGGAUUAUACAGUUUUGCUCAAUGUAUAUCAGCUCCAGUAUUCGGGUACUGGAGUAAUCGAAUAGAGCAGGGUUCGGUUACCAGCUUCCUCCGUUUUACAUUCAUGAUGGCUGGAUUCGCUUUAUUUAUUCUAGAACUAGUGCCAUCAACAAGAGUUGUCUACGCAAUGAUGGCGGCUCGAGCUGUCGCUGGAUGUGGAACAGGAAACAUGUCGCUUCUCAGAGCCUACGUGUCGAUGACGUCCUCGAGGAGUGAUCGGUCCCGAGCCAUUGCAUGUGUGAGCGGUGGAAUUGCUAUUGGCACCUUAGUUGGACCAGCGUUUCAACUGCUUUUUACACCCCUUGGACCAGAUGGUGUUUAUUUGUUGCCUUUUCUUCAUGUAAGCAUCUACAAUGCCCCGGCCCUGUUCUCCAUACUGUUGAAUAUCGCGGGAUUACUGGUUAUUUCUACGGUUUUCAAGGAAGAUUAUACUGUAAUGCAUGCUGCAGCGUCUGCAAAGGGAAAUGCUGAAUUGCCUUCACCAUGCGUAAUUGCUGUUCUGGUGUGUGUCUCCACAAGAUUCGUCCAAAUAUUCGGUUCAGCAACGAUAGCAACGUAC
Cooperia oncophora is the source of this 798-nucleotide messenger RNA. NCBI's taxonomy places the organism in Eukaryota, Metazoa, Nematoda, Chromadorea, Rhabditida, Trichostrongylidae. The record is from the annotation of a GenBank genome assembly.